This is a messenger RNA of Calliphora vicina (urban bluebottle blowfly), 387 nucleotides long. RefSeq lists its product as uncharacterized. The coding region runs from base 138 to 350 and encodes 70 amino acids. NCBI's taxonomy places the organism in Eukaryota, Metazoa, Arthropoda, Insecta, Diptera, Calliphoridae. The transcript has 3 exons. The record is from RefSeq and is a predicted model, not a curated record.
GGGGGAUCGGUUUAGGUAUCCAUUUUACUACAACACUUGUUGCUUGAUCAGUGUCACAGUGCGUUACUUUAAGCAGUUGCAAUAAGACGUGAAAAUUUCCGAUUUUUUAAGUUAUAAAAUAUUUAGAAGAAGCAAAUAUGGGCAAUCCAAUCUGGUUUAUUUUUUGGUUUUUGGUAUUUUGGUUCAUCUCGUUCUUUUUAGCUUUCUUCUGUGCUGGCGUAUACAUAAUUUUGCUAAUCUUUGUGGUUUGUUUCCCCGGUUUAUCGUCCAUUACCGAUAUUUUACUGCAGUGUAUACAAUUCCCCCAGUAUUGUGCCAAGGCUAUGAUGGAAUGCAAGUCACCCUUCUAAAUUGUUGAAUUUUCUUUGUUCAAUAAUUUUUGUUUAA